Messenger RNA from Laccaria bicolor S238N-H82, 1116 nucleotides. RefSeq lists its product as uncharacterized. Lineage: Eukaryota; Fungi; Basidiomycota; Agaricomycetes; Agaricales; Hydnangiaceae. The transcript has 13 exons. The record is from RefSeq and is a predicted model, not a curated record. Bases 1 to 1116 code for a protein of 371 amino acids.
AUGGACGAAGUCUCCACGUUUAUCAACCUAUAUUCUCUCAACAUCAUUCCCCUUCGCGUUGUUUUGGCGUCAUUGACAUGGGUUCUCCAUGACUAUCUUGUGACCCUUUAUGACGAGAUGAAACUAGUUUGGCCCCAGCGGUGGAGCUUUGGGAAGAUAAUGUUUUUAUGGAUUCGUUAUUAUACGGUCGCUCUUUUGAUUUUCGACACUCUCCAAAUACACCUCUUCGCUCGACCUGGCGUUGUCAAUGAUGACCUGUGUGUGGCUAUGGAUCCAAUCACCCGGCUGGCCGGUGCGAUUAGUUUAUGGUCCAUCGAAAUUGUCAUGCAAGUCCGCAUCUACGCAUUAUAUCGGUGCUCGAAGAAGAUAGCUCUUUUCAAUGGCAUAUUGUUUUUGGGUUCCAUUGGAAGCUUCUUAUGGAUCAUGGUCCAUAAUUUCCUGCGCAGGAGGGCCUUGAUCGCAGGCGCGAUGCAUUUACCGCUUCCUGGAUGCCCAUCCAUUAACGGUGGGAUACAGUGGGCUCAAUGGGUUCCGGCAACAGUGUUUGAGGGUGUACUCCUCUGCUUUGCGCUUUACAAGACGUACAAAACAUGUUCCGAUCACAUACGAUUCCAGAAGCGCGUGACGCUGUCAGAUGUUCUCCUCCACGAUAACAUCCUCUAUUUCUUUGCUGUCACCAGUUUGCUGAUUUUCAACAACUUGAUGGUUGUUGGAGCGACUCGCAUUCCAUGGUUUGGAUUUGGUCCUUUUCACGCUGCACUGGGCAUCAUCACCACACGAAUGCUUCUCCAUCUCAUCGAGUACGCAAACUCCACCCAAAUUUUUGGGGACAGCAGUGGGCACAUAAAAACAGAAAUAUUUGAUGCGAUUUUUGCGGUUCGUUCCGCUGAGGAUUCCGACCUUGAAACAACAAAUUUGAUGAGUGCAGUAUUUGAUACCGACCUGGAAAGGCAAACAUCCGGGCUAACCUCGCCGGAGCAUCAGUCGAUGUCUGAAGUCUCACGCCGCACUGCAGGCCCAAGUACCAUUUCCCAUCUUUCGAGCGUUGCUUCGUCCGAGUCAAGUUCGAUAAUACCGAGAUGGUACCGGAUUUACUGGAGGGGCGAGGGGUCAUGA